This is a messenger RNA of Didymosphaeria variabile, 1197 nucleotides long. RefSeq lists its product as uncharacterized. The transcript is spliced from 2 exons. Gene Ontology annotation, biological process: Golgi to plasma membrane transport; conjugation with cellular fusion. Gene Ontology annotation, molecular function: protein dimerization activity. Lineage: Eukaryota; Fungi; Ascomycota; Dothideomycetes; Pleosporales; Didymosphaeriaceae. Gene Ontology annotation, cellular component: trans-Golgi network; exomer complex. The coding region runs from base 1 to 1197 and encodes 398 amino acids. The record is from RefSeq and is a predicted model, not a curated record.
AUGCUUGUCUCCCUCACUGUCGGCAAGGUCGACGCGGGUGUCGCCGUGCUCCUGACCGAAGACAAACGCCUCAUCGAAUUUCCCUCAAUCCUCCUCCCGCCAGACAUUUCCUCCGGUAGCAUCGUAGAUAUAGAGGUCACCCGCAACGCUGAAAAAGAGUCGGAUGAGGCCGCCAAGUUUCACGCGCUCCAGUCCAACAUAUUCCGCACCUUUGGCCAGCGCGAGCCCUCCGCGCCCGUCCUGCGCUGCCGCAAUGCCACGCAGACAUCCGUAGUGCUCGAGUGGGAUCCCAUAGAUAUCGCCACGGCAGAACUCCGAAGCUUGACCUUGUAUAGGAAUGGCAGCAAGGCGGGCACGAUACCUAGACCAACCGAGGUGCACAGCACCAAGCUCAGCGGAUUAGCUGUCGACACCGAAUACGUAUUCCACUUGGUACUGAGGACUAGCGCGGGCACUUUUAGCAGCGACAAGCUGAAGGUGCAGACACACAAGAUGACAGAUCUGUCAGGUAUCACCAUUACACCUGGGCACAUGCCCGCUUCGCUCCGCGAUUCAUUGCAAAGGGACGUGGAGGAGAUCGGUGCUAAGAUUGUGGACACCGUGAGGAUUGAUACUACGCAUUUUGUGUGCACGGAAGGAAGGGGACCUGCAUGGGAGAAGGCUGUGGAGAACAAUAUUCCGGUUGUGGUGCCAGACUGGGUAAAAGGCUGCAAGCGAGAUGGAAGAAUCGUGGGUGUGCGAGGCUACUACCUGAAUGCGGACCCGCGACUACGAUCAGUGGGCGGUGGAGCUAAUCAAUCACACCCGUCGCAACAGCAAGGAGCCCAAUCAGUCACCAGCCCUAGGACUGAGAUCACACCGCCAACGCCGGACAGGCAAGCACAUGAGCGAGAAAACGAUAAUGCAGCACCGCCUCCACCUCCGCCGAAGGACGAUGACGAGAAACGCGAUACUUCGACUUCGCCUUCGCCAUCAGUCUCGCCGGAACCAAAAGCAGUGACCGAGGAGCAGAAGGUCAGGACAGAGGACCUCAAGCCUGUAGGAGACGAGUCAGAAGGCGACGGUGAGGAUGAGAAGCGUGCGAACAGGAACGAGAAAGCAGUCGACGCAGGUCUACCCUCAAGAGAGAAGCCACCACCACCCACAGCAGAAGACGACGACGAUGACCAAGCCAGUUUUCAGGAAGUCCAGUUAUAG